GUGAGGACACCGAGAUAACGAGCACAUCCUCGGCCGUUGCUCCUGUUGAGUCGUCGGAGUUUGUCCGGGAGAAUGAGUCCGUACCGAGAAACCAGGAGCUAACGGCUGGAGCUAACGGCUGCCUGAACCUCGACCGUUGGAUGUUAAGUUUAAAAGUUUCCCUCCGGACGGUUGUUUGUGCGGCUGCUGCGGGGAUAAACCGCUGAGAGGGACAGGUGUCCUCUCACGUCACCAGCUCGGCUCCCCUCUCCAUCCCCCGCUGGACUGUAGCACCGUACACCGGCGCUGGGAGUUUUAACUUUUCUUCUUGGGACAAAGCUGGACUUUUCUGAGCCAUGUUGUGGGCAAGGUGGCUCGCCCUGCUGCUCUGCUGGGGGGCCACAAGCGGCGAGCAGCAGGCGGACGAGAGGGACGGGACCCCGCUAGAGGCCCGGACGGACUCCCGCAGACAACGGUCCCCUCCACCGGUGGAGCCGUUGGACUUUGGGUUUGUACCGGCGGCGGUUUAUGAUACUCACGCUUACUACGAGCCAGGGGCCAUAGGGAUCCUCUUCCACAUGGUCCACGCUUUUCUCUACGUUGUUCAACCUCACACCUUCCCCAAAGAUUUGAUUGUUCAAGUCAUUCAGCAAAACAUGGGGGGAAUCAAAAUCGAAGAAUGGAGAAAGCCAGAAAAUGUGGUCCUGUUACUACAGUGGAUUUACUACGAGGCCGGAUUCCUCAUAUGUGCGGCCCUCGGUAUCUUCUUCGUGGUCCUCACCCCGAUUAUAGGCAUGUGCUUCUGUGUGUGCCGAUGCUGUGAGAACUGCGGAGGGGAGAUGCACCAGAGACAGAGAAAGAACGUCGACUGUCAGAGAGGUUUCUACACCGCCUCACUCAUCGCCACCUCCAUCUUCAUCAUUCUGGGAGUACUCAUUGCCUAUGCAGCGAACCACAAUGUCAGCGCCCAGAUUAAAAGCACUCGGCGGUUCAUCAACACCAAUAUGAGAGACCUGAAGACAUUUGCCAACAACACACCUGCGCAAAUCGAAUACCUGACAGCCCAGUACACCACAGCAAAGAACAAAGUCCUGUCAGACCUCGACAACAUUGGACCGUUGCUGGGUGGGAGGAUCCACAGUCAGCUGGAGAAAGAGGUGGUUCCUUCGCUGGACACUGCGCUGCGUAUGGCAGGAGCAAAAGUUGAGAGUGCCAUCAAAGCUAUGCGGGAGACCAAAGAGGCCCUAGAGAACGUCAGCUCCUCCUUGGAGGUUCUUCAGGAAGGGACAGGAAAACUUCAGGCCAGUCUAUCAGGGGAGCGCGCCUCUCUGUCUAACACCUUGUCAGACCCUGCCUGCACUAAUGGAGCUGUGUCUCCCACCUGUAAUGCCAUCCGCUCCACGCUGUCCCAGCUGGGAAUCAACGCUGACUUCUCCAGGCUCCCAGAUGUCAAUCAUGCCUUGGCCAAUGUCAAUACUGUUCUGAGAACAGACCUCAGCAACAUUGUACAAAAGGGUUACUCAUCCUUUAAUGAUACACCAAAACUGGUUAAAGAACAAACUAAAAAUGUUGUCUCAGCUCUACCUCGAGUAAAAGGCAUGCUGGAUAAGAUUGGCACAGAGAUCAACAGCUUCUCCAAAAUGUUUCCAGUGGAAGCUUCUCUGGCCAAUUUCACCAUUUUCCUCAACGACGGACAGAAAAAGAUCGAGGCCUACUACCCACAAAUUGACCAAAUGGAUUUUUACAGGUGGAUCGGCUGUGUGGCGGUGCUCUGUAUGGUCGUCCUCGUCUUAGCCUUCAACAUCCUCGGACUGCUGUGUGGCACCUGCGGCUAUGACAAGCAAGCUACGCCAACAACCCGAGGCUGCCUGUCAAACACCGGUGGCAACCUGCUAAUGGCUGGGGUGGGCUUCUCUUUUAUCUUCGCCUGGGUGCUGAUGGCCAUCGUGACCACCUUGUUUGUUGUUGGUGGCAACAUGGAGAAGAUGGUGUGUGAGCCGCUCGCUAACCGACAGCUAUUCAAGAUCAUAGACACACCAUACCUGGUUCAUCCUGCCAAGAAGAACUUCCUUCCUGGGAUGCUGUUUCAGAACCCAAACAUUGACCUGACUUUGGGAAGCAUGUACAGGGACUGCUAUGAGAACAACGGCCUGUAUCAUUCUCUGCAGCUGGAGACAAUGUUCAACAUCAACUCCUUCCUCAACAGAACUGUGUACAACAAGGAUCUGGCAAAAGUGUUUGAGAGUGUGCAGGUCAACCUGCAGGACAUCACGCUGCUGGAGCAGGCCGGCAGAGACAACCUCAUCAACUUCGCCAACUCUGGAGUUGGACAGGUCGACUAUGACGCCUACCUGGCUGAGGUAAAUAAGGGAGUCACUCUCGUGGAUCUCUUGACCUUCUCUACUGACCUGGAAGCUCAGGCCGACCAACUGCCACGUGGUGCUCUGGAGAACGCACUGAAAGGACACGCCAGCAGUAUCAGACAAAUUCACAGAGAACAGGUGGUUCCCCUGGAGCAAGCAAUGAGUACACUUAGCCAGAGUAUCAAGCAGCUGCAGAGGAUGUCCAAUGACCUGCCGGUCAAGGUCACAAAUAUCCUGAGUGCCAUCGAUGCAGCAGAGUACCUCAUCACUCAUAACGCCUCCCAUGUGAUCAAACAGGAAACACGCGCUUACACACAGAGUUUGGUGGGAUACUUCAAACAAUACACAGAUUGGGUUAAAAACUCGUUGACUGUAGAGGUGGCCCAGUGUAAACCCAUCAGUAACAUGGUGGACAGCAUGGAGAUAGUAGCCUGCAGCUUCAUACUCGAUUCAGUGAACACAUUCUGGUUUGGUCUGGGAGGCUGCUGCAUCCUUCUGAUCCCCAGUAUCAUCUUCUCCACCAAACUGGCCAAGUAUUACAGAAGGAUGGACACAGAGGACGUCUUUGAAGAUAUGGGUAAUACAGGUAAUCGUGGUGAACAAGUGUGCAAUAUCUACGGAGACAUCGCUGUGGUCAGCUCUCCCUAUUCCGACACCCUGACCCGGUUCCCUCGAGCCUCUGCUCCCCCUAGCUACCAUGACUCAUGACCCAAAGGAACUCGUCAAUGAGCGGACAAGAGAGCUGGAACUGAUAUUUCCCACGUGGAUCACUGGACUUUUCAGCUCUUCCCAUUCAGAUCUUGUAACACUUCCAAGGACCAAAGGGAAGAACAACAACAAUCAGGAACUGUGUGGUGAGGGCGACCCACCCCCCAGUAACCCUUGAAGCCAUUUGAGAACGACCUCAGAUGCCAGCCAACUGUACUUUAUCAUGUGUUCUCUCACACACAUCAGUACCAGCCACAGCAGUACCAGCGCAGUCCUUCUAGUAGGUCAUACUGUACAUCAUCAACUAUCAGAGCAAUGUUCCCGCAUAGCUAGGUUUACCUGUAGACAAUACAUUUGUUUGUACUUACGUUAUCAGUUUUAACACGGUGACACAAGUGUACAUUUUUUACGCUUUCAAAGCUUUUGAAAGUUUUAUAUAUUUUUGUUAAUGUUUGUUUUAUAACAUGUAAGUAGGUUUUGUAGAAGUAGCUCUUUUCUUUCUUUUCUUUGACAAUAUUUGUAGCUCGCAUCAUUUUGGCUCCACAAGUUCCAUCGAACAGAAAAGUAGGGAAUUGUUAAGCAUUUUGGGAAAUCCACUUUUUUUCUUUCUCGCAAAGAGAUAGAUGAGGAGAUACCACUUUCAUGUCUUUUUAUUAAAUACCAACCUGUUAGCUUAGUUUGGCAUCAAGACAUAAACAGUGUGUCUACAGCCGUGCUAGCAGUUGUGCUUUGAGCUUAAUGCUAACAUCAGCGUGAUAAAGAGCUCACAGUGACAAUGCUAACAUGCUAAUGUUUAGCAGGUAUAAUGUUUCCCAUGUUCACCACCUUAGUUUAGCAUGUUAGCAUGCUAACAUUUGCUAAUUGGCAUGUCAUAGCAAGUUAAAAUUAAAAGUUUGAACUGAUGAUGUCACUUGAUGAAAAGUCUGGUGAUUACAAAAGUUAUAACAAUUCAUCCUCUGUACACUGUAAAUAUCUGUAGUCAGUGUCAUAGCAAUCCAUCCAACACUUCUCUUUUAGCCAAAAAUGCAAAAGGAAAAGUGAGGUGAUCACCAAAGUUAUUACAUUUCAUCUUCUGGACACUGUAAUUAUCUGUAGCCAGUAGCCCUUUUACACAGAGGUCCUACUAUAGGGCCGCUACAAAGUCCCUUCUUUAUGCUGCCUUUGCAUUUUUACACAGAAUCAAACAACAGUGACAUCAUGACGCUCCAGUGCACUUAAUAAACAAGAACAAUGACAUCAACGUAGCAAUAACAAUCAUUUACAGUCUCUGUUAUAUGGCAGCUGAUUUUGUCCUCUGCUCAGAGGGUAAGGAACUCCUGGACCUCACUGUUUUCCCAAGUUGCGUACAUUUUUAGCCGCUAACUGCUAUCAGCUUCAUUUUAAAUCUUGGGAUUAGGUCACACACAUAACACAUCAAAAUGUCACACCUGUCUCAUUUUGGCAGGCAGUGUAAAAGUGGCUAACAUCAUGACGAUCUAUCAGUCGUUUUUAGGACAUUUCACUUAAAGAAAAAAAUGCCAAAGCAAAAGUCAGGGAAUUACCAAAGUCUGUAAGAUACAUCCUCUAGCAUGGCUAGCAUGCUGAAGGUAAUUAACAGGGGGUUAUGCACUGGACUAUUUCUCGGCGUUUUCACGCUUUGAACAUAUUAAUUUUUGAGCUUCAGAUGUGCUGGUGUGUUGAUUUUGUUCCCUUUGGUCACAGCCAGGCUCUUUUCCCAUUUCCAGUCUUUGUGCUCAGCUAAGCUAACCAUCUCUAUGCUUUAGCUUUACAGUUAGCAUAGUUACAUGAGAGUGCUUUUUAUCUUCUCAGCUAACCUUCAGCAAGAAAGUGAAAAAGGGGUAUUUCCAAAAAUGCCAUACUAUUCCUUUAAACACUGAAGGAUGAAAGUGACAGUUCUGUUUGACUCUAAAUUAUUAAAAUCUUUGAGACGUGAGGUCAGUCCAAAGUUUACCCAAAGCUACCGCAACAGGCAAAGUGUAACUACCUUUUCAACACACACACACAGGCUACAUACACUUCGUUAGCAAGGUUUUAAGAAAGCUACAAACAAAAUACUGUGUCUUAGGCAUUUCUCGCCAGACCAUUAGUGACCACUAGUUGCUUGUGUUGUCAGAGAGUUUUUUUUUCCUUCAUCAUCCUGUGGUUUGAGAAAUAAAUCUACCAAAAACCUGUGUGGUGUCAGAGGUCAGGUUGAAGAACACACACACACACAAACAAUUCUAAUACAAAACUGCAAAACUGUGAAUAAAAACUUC
This is a messenger RNA of Epinephelus fuscoguttatus (brown-marbled grouper), 5305 nucleotides long. RefSeq names its product prominin 1 b (gene prom1b). Gene Ontology annotation, cellular component: apical plasma membrane; microvillus; cilium. The coding region runs from base 336 to 3050 and encodes 904 amino acids. The transcript has 29 exons. Lineage: Eukaryota; Metazoa; Chordata; Actinopteri; Perciformes; Serranidae. Gene Ontology annotation, molecular function: cholesterol binding. The record is from RefSeq and is a predicted model, not a curated record.